UUUCUAGUUCUAGGCUGGAAUGGAGGAUUGGUUUCCUCUGUUUUGCGGGGCAGCUCUAGGUCUUGUGCUAUGGCGAUUGCUCGUCGUCUACGCAUUCACCGGGAAGCCGCGUGCGCCGGGCAGCCGGGCCUUCAAGACCCUCGUUGUUCUUGGAUCAGGCGGGCACACGGCUGAGAUGUUGAACGUCGUGGAGAUGCUUCGUCCGGAGAGAUACAGCCCCAGGAUAUACUUGGCUGCCGCGAGUGACAACAUGAGCUUGCCGAGAGCUCGAGCCGCGGAGGAGAAAUCGUCGUCUGCUGCUACUCUGGAUGGAUGUUUGCAAGGUGCUCGGCACUACCUCCAGAUUUACAGGAGCCGCGAGGUCGGGCAGUCGUAUCUAACGUCGGUGGUGACGACUUUGAUGGCCAUUGCGCACGCUCUGUGGGUUGUUUUCCGGAUCAGACCCGAUGUGGUUUUGUGCAAUGGACCGGGGACUUGUCUGCCAGUUUGCGUCGCAGCUUUCUUGUUGAAGGUUUUGGGACUGAAAUGGGCGACUCUGGUGUAUGUUGAAAGCAUUGCCAGGGUGCAGAAGCUCUCGCUCACUGGCCUCAUCCUAUACAGGCUUCACGCCAUGGAUCUGUUCUACGUCCAGUGGCCUCAACUCAAGGAGCGCUUCCCGAGGAGUCUGUAUGUGGGGCGACUAAUGUAGAUGGUUUUCCGGGAAAGCAGAUUGACAGGGAAUAUUUUUUUCUCCAGCGAGAAACUUAGAGGUCUGAAGCUAAAACCAAAGGUUUUAAUUCUCGAACAUGGCACAUUUGCUCCACACAUUUCGACUUUUUCUCGCCAAAAGUUUUUUUCCAGGCUCUAGAGGUUUCUUACGAGUAUUUCUUAUCACUCUCCACUUGGACAGUCUUAAAGAACCCCUUCCUUCCGUCUCGCCAGUCUUGAUCUUUCGUGUUAGCGAUAUCCCCAACACUCUGUAUGCCCCGGAAAAAAUGGCAAGCAAACUGCACGAAUCUGAGUGCACGGAGUUCUACCUGCAUGUUUCGAGACACAAGGCAGAGGGAGAACGACUCGCUGAAAGUCCGGAUAUGUCGACGUCUCUUCGAAGUCCCAGACGACGAGACUUGUGCGUUCCUCAGCCAUGACAAUGCUGCUGGGGUUCACGAGAAAACGAAACAUUUGAUAGAAACGAAUCAUGCGUUUUGCGAUAUUGGAUAUUUAGGACCAGCUGCGAGCGAUGGAAGAUUUUCUACAGCUAGUCAAAGAAUUUACGAGAAAAUUAAGAAGCCUGCAAGACGAAGAGGAAGCAGAUUGACUCAAGCAGCAACGAAAAGAGGAGUACGGACCGUUAAACUGUUCGCAAUGUUCACCGCGAUUAUGCAAGCGAAAUCGCGGCAAUAGCUGACAGUCGAAAACUCUACCACCUGCGGAACCAAAUGCCAAACACAUACAGACACAUUGAUCGUCGACUCAUUUCAGCCUUACCGAUAGUCUCCAACCCGAAAACUGCGGUGGUGAUCAUCGGAUCAGAAACGCUGAAGCUCAGAAAGAAUCUUACCAGGGGAACCGACGAAAUCUGCAACAACAACUGGCAGUUUGACUGGAACACUUCGACUUGAUUCACAAUCUAGAGCAACUUACCAGGAAGCAGAGGAGGAGCUUGACGGCCUGGAGGGUGGCGGCGGAGGUGGUGUCCUCCAUUCCGUGGAGGACCUGGAGUGGCAAGCCCAAGAGCGAGAAAGAGGAACAAGCAUGCGAUGAGCUGGAGUUUGUGAGCGGCCACUGCUGGAGCACUACAGUCGGGAAAGUUCUCUAUAUGUAUAGAGCAUUGCAAACACUACUGUUAGAACCUUCUAUGAACUAAUGUCCGUCUACUGCCAA
Selaginella moellendorffii is the source of this 1863-nucleotide messenger RNA. RefSeq names its product UDP-N-acetylglucosamine transferase subunit ALG14 homolog. The record is from RefSeq and is a predicted model, not a curated record. Lineage: Eukaryota; Viridiplantae; Streptophyta; Lycopodiopsida; Selaginellales; Selaginellaceae. Gene Ontology annotation, biological process: dolichol-linked oligosaccharide biosynthetic process. The coding region runs from base 20 to 688 and encodes 222 amino acids. Gene Ontology annotation, cellular component: UDP-N-acetylglucosamine transferase complex. The transcript has 7 exons.